UAAUUAUACUUGAUAAUCGUGGAAUUGGAGAAUCAACCGUUGCUUCUUAUGAUGACCCCAUCACGAUUGAAUUAAUGGCUCAAGAUACAAUUGCACUGAUUAAACAUCUUGGAAUUAAAAGAUUUAACCUGUUUGGAACAAAUAUGGGUGCAAGAAUUGCUUUUGCUGUUGCCUCGGACCUUCCAUCUGAUUUGAAGUUAGAGAAAUUAGUUGUUAGUACUUGUGCUCCUCGAAUUGACACCAGUUCAGAAGCAUUUCAAGGAUUUGAAAAACUUUAUAAAGUAAAAAGCCUUCCUUUUGCUACGACUAUUCAGGAACAAAAAGAUCAACUUCUUGGAGGUAAACAUGAAAAAGAUUUGGCUAAAUAUCUACUUGAGCAUCCCGAUAAACUUGAAAGAGUUGCAGAAAUGAUGAUUAAUACUAACCCUAAAAGACCAACUGAAUUGUUGAAACGUCAGUGGGAGGCGAUUAAAACAUAUGAUCUGUUUUCAAGAUUAAAAGAAAUUAAAGUUCCAACUUUAGUAUUUUAUGGAGAAAAUGAUGUAUUCUUUACCAUUAAAGAUGCUGAAUUACUUGAUCAAGAACUUCCUAAUUCUAAACUUUAUAGAAUUUCUAAUGCGGGAUACGC
Dentiscutata erythropus is the source of this 628-nucleotide messenger RNA. The record is from the annotation of a GenBank genome assembly. Lineage: Eukaryota; Fungi; Glomeromycota; Glomeromycetes; Diversisporales; Gigasporaceae.